Molecule: messenger RNA, 405 nt
Organism: Rotaria sp. Silwood1
Lineage: Eukaryota; Metazoa; Rotifera; Eurotatoria; Philodinida; Philodinidae
Source: the annotation of a GenBank genome assembly
AUGGAUGAAUUAAUGGCAGGUACAAGACGAAACAAUAAAAAAAAUCAUAGUAGUCAUUCAAAUUCAAGAGAAUCUCAAACACUUGAUUUAUUAGAAAGAUUUCGUGUAAAAGUUCAUACUGCUAAUGAUGAACAAAUUAGUGAACCUUUAAAUGAAACACAAUCAGAACAAAUAGCUGAUAAAGUUCAAACACCAUUUUUAAAACAUACUUUUGUAUCUCAAGAAUUAUUAGAUAAUGUUCAAGAUAUUUAUACGAAUGCUGAAUUAUUAACUGUUUAUGAUCCAAGAAAUCCAAUGACUAAACGACGACGAGAUGAAAGUAGUAUGUUACUUCAUCAAAAAAAACAUAAAGGACGUACGGUACACCGACAGUUGAGCCCUCGACAGUUGAGCCCCGACAGUUGA